Molecule: messenger RNA, 798 nt
Organism: Vespa crabro (European hornet)
Lineage: Eukaryota; Metazoa; Arthropoda; Insecta; Hymenoptera; Vespidae
Product: ARL14 effector protein
Exons: 3
Coding region: 323-775 (150 amino acids)
Cellular component (GO): intracellular membrane-bounded organelle
Source: RefSeq, a predicted model, not a curated record
AAAAAACAAUUUUCAUCAGAAAAAGUAUCGUAUAGUUAAAAAUGUAUGUAUUAUAAUUAUUAAUGUAGGGCCAUAUGUGAAAAGAAUUUUUUUCUUUUGUAAAAUAUGCGCAAUAUAUUUUGUCGAAGAUCUACUAGAGUUCUCGACAGUAUAGGUUAUUUCAUCGCGUUAACGCGAAUAGUUUGCAUUGUAUUCUUGCAACAUUGUGCAAAGUGUAAUAAUUGUGUUCUUCUAUGUAAAUAACAAACAAAUUCUUUUUAAUAUUAUUAUGUGCAAUAUUAUAUUACUUUUUAUUUAUGGUUUAUAAUUUGGUGACAAUAGAAUGUCUGAUGAAAAAAUGUUGAAAACGAACAUGGAAACAAACUUGUCUUCCGGAGAACCCGUGACGCAGCAAAUAAACAAUGUAGAAAUGCCACCACGAUCUAGAGGUGGUCGAGGUUCGAGACAAAGAGCAGUGGACAACAUAACCAAAAAAUUUCUUCGAAAUUUCGAUCCUGAACGUAGCGAGAGAGAAAAACGUAAAUUACAUCGUCGUUUGUAUCAAGGAAGUAAACGUCACACCUUGUACAACGAUCAAGGUAUUUGGGUCAUAACUGGAGACGAUUUAUGUGACUGUUUAAGUUUGGAUUGCGCGGGAUGUCAUUUUCCAUGCCCUAAAUGUUCCUCUACAAAGUGUGGCCACGAGUGCAGGAACAAUCGCAAAUGGACUUACGAUACAAUCGAAAACGAAGGCAGUGACGUUACAACGAAAAAUCCAGUUCUCAAAGAAACUUAAAUAAACAUGAGGUUCGUCCUUAA